CUACACGGGUGCGUCAAACAGUAACGUCAAACAACUGACGCAGACGCAGAGAAAAUAGAACAAAAAAAGCGUAACGCAAGAGCAGGAAAAAACGGUUUUGUUCGGUGAAAAGGGCAAACAAACCAAAUAGCAAAUUUGUUCGUUUAUUUCGUGCGUAUACGUGCGUGGUUUUAAGUUACAAACCUUUACGAUAAACGAUGAGCGGUGCCGUGAUGUUGUUUGCCUGCUCCAAAUGCUUCUCACGCCAUCCGUUUGAGGAGUUGUCUCCGGGCCAGCAGCUUUGCAAGGACUGCCGUGGAUCGUUUCCGGUGGUAAAAUGCACCUACUGUCGCUCGGAGUUCCAGCAAACGUCUAAGGGUAGCACGUCGGCUAUCUGCCGGAAGUGUGAGGCGAACGUAAAGCAGUAUGGAAAGCCAUCCGCCUGUGAGCUCUGCAACAUCAUUGCAGCAUUCAUCGGAUCCAAAUGCCAAAGGUGUACAAACUCCGAGUUAAAAUAUGGACCAGCAGUAACGUGCGAUCAGUGCAAACAGCGGUGCGCCUUUAAUAGGCCCGAUUAUAAGGUUGAUGGCAAGUUACUCUGCUGGCUGUGCACGUUGUCUUACAAACGUGCCCUCACUAAAGCCCGCCAGGUAGAGAGCGAACGGCGAAGGGCCAAGAAACGAGCCGCCGAAGGUGCUUUCCCACCUCCUCUCAGCGGCAGUGGAACGACCGGUGGUGGUGGCAAUGAUAGGCGCGAUCGAAUGCACGAAAAGAUGGGCAAUGCCGGCGGACAGGGUAAUAGUGGAGGAAUGAAUCUACCGGGCGGAGCCAGUAUGUCCAGCCUGCCACCACUUGGCGAUCUGAACAUGAAUCACGGUGGACCGAUGGGAGGACCUGGUGGUGUCGGCCCGGCCGGUGGUACGGGUGUUGAUCGCAUAGACAGUGGUGGCCCUGGGGGUGGUGGUGGUAGCAGUGGCGCUGGCGGUGGACGCAACGAUAACGGCAGACAUUCGUCAUCUUCCAGUAAGAAGCCUCGCUCCGAUACGGGUAAAAUGGUACCGGAUAUGCCGAACGAUAAGCUGCUAAUGAAGAGUGCCAACAGUGGCAGCGGCGGCAGUGGCGGUUACGUCGAUCCUCACAGCUCCGAUCACGUGAUCGCGAUGACGCAGCUGAAGGAAACGAUAGCAACGCUGCAGCGAAAGCUUAAACAAAAGGAUGGCGUCAUACUAGAAAAGGAGAAAGAGAUCAGUGCCUGGAAGGGUAAACACUUUCAUCUCGAGCAGGAAUUGAUGAAGAAGUAUAAAGACAUGGAGAAAAACUACGAGUUCAAGCUGGACGUGCUCAACAAGAAGCUCAAAGCUCAGCUGCUCGAAAUCGCAGCACUGUCAAAGGCGGUCAAAGAGCGGGACGAGAGCAAAAAGAAGAAGGUGGUGGUUAGCGGGUAUCUGGCUACGACGAAGCUUAGCAAAAUAAGUAAAUCAUCUGGCGAUUCGAAGGACAGUUCGGAUAAGGAGAAGUCUUCGUCGACCCUCGGUCGUACCGGUGGCGGUCGGAACCGUAUGCUCGACGAUGACGAUGAUGAGGAAGAGGAUGAAAAUGGUAGCAACAAAGAGGAUAAGGAAAAUGACAGCGAAAAGGGCUCCGAUAAGGGAGGCUCUGGGAGGAAUACACCGCGCGACAGUGGCAAGGAUAGCCCGCGUGAUGUGGAUUCUGGCAAGGAAAGCCCCCGGGAAUCCGACAAGGAGGAGGAGAGCGAGAAGAAAACCAUGAAACGAGGUAUCGAACAACAGCAGCAAAUGCAAAAUGAAGAUUCGCAAAAUGCGUCAGAAGCACCGCUGGAAGCGUACGAGCAACAAGCGAAAGCAAACAAGAGUAAUGGUUCAUCGACAAAGGAUGAGGAUGAUUCCGAUCGGGAAGAGGAGAAAGAUGACCGCCGCAGUUCGGAUCGCGGAUCGGAUGACGGUUCGGAACAGUGUUCGGAACGUGGUUCGGACCGGGGCGGAUCUGGUCGUGGCUCCGAUCGAAGUGACAACGAUUCAGAAAAAGAAAGCGAUCGAGAGGAUCAUUCCGACAAGGGUGGAAGCGAUAAAGAUAGCGACCGAGAGGGAUCGAACAGUGGGUCCGAGAGCGAUCGUGAUUCGGAUUAGGAUAAAACAAUACUGCGUAUUUUAUGUGACAAGGUGCCCAUCGAUUGAUGGAUACACCGCUUCUUGCUUGCGCUCACUGAAAAGCGGGAAAGCAUCCAAAAUCCCUUGAUCCAUUUAUUUUAACACUAUUUAAAUUAUAAACAAAUGCAAGAAUGGUCCAACGUUUGUGUAAAGUCUCACAUUAGAAGGGAGAUUUGAUUAUCUCGAUUAGCUGAUUCAUCAUUGGCCAGUAACGUGAAUGCGUUUUCUUAUGGCUGAUAAGUUAAUUGUAAUGUACGUACCAUGCUCGGAAAACUCUUUUGAGAUGUGGUCUUUCUGUUUAAUGUCGUCCUUCAAAACCAAUUGUUUCAUUUUAGAAUUGUGAAUGUAAGCUUUUUUUCGCGCCGUCAGUCUCUUCUUGAGAAUAGUGAGUCAGUCGCAUAAAGAUUGGAAACGAUUUUGUAAAUCAUGCGCGUGAUCGGAUGUUUCUUCCCAUGUAUCAAAAUUGAUCGCCACCACCAACCUUCUGAAACAUUGUCCACGCAGAAUGUGGACGAGAGGAUACAAAUAAAGAUAUUAAAAAUAGACA
This is a messenger RNA of Anopheles moucheti, 2694 nucleotides long. Its product is annotated as protein FAM76B. The transcript is spliced from 4 exons. The record is from RefSeq and is a predicted model, not a curated record. NCBI's taxonomy places the organism in Eukaryota, Metazoa, Arthropoda, Insecta, Diptera, Culicidae. The coding region runs from base 198 to 2126 and encodes 642 amino acids.